Molecule: messenger RNA, 12342 nt
Organism: Petromyzon marinus (sea lamprey)
Lineage: Eukaryota; Metazoa; Chordata; Hyperoartia; Petromyzontiformes; Petromyzontidae
Product: voltage-gated delayed rectifier potassium channel KCNH8
Biological process (GO): regulation of membrane potential; potassium ion transmembrane transport
Cellular component (GO): plasma membrane
Molecular function (GO): voltage-gated potassium channel activity
Source: RefSeq, a predicted model, not a curated record
CCAAGGUAGGAACGGCAAAACGCGGGAUGAGAGAUGAGAGUGGUGUGGCCGAGAAUAAGCGCAGCCGCUCAUCGUCUUCCCAGUUUUGACGUUCACACACGACACCAGCUACUCAGUCAAGGCUGAGUCGACCUAGGAGGGCACAUGACAGGCUUAAAUACAUGUUGCCAUUGGUGCGCAUGGCCGGGAAUUGAACCGGAAUCUUUGGAUAGUGCGUGAUCAAUAGACAAAGAUGAUCAACGACGUUCAUGGACGCAUACACACAGAUGAUUAAUACACACGCAGCCCCUCGCCACAGAUCUUACAAAGCAAACAAACCAUAUAACAACACAGACAGGCAGAUGAUACGGAAAAUAUAACUGAGAGAUGAUACAACACAUCCAGAUAAGAGGAUGUAACGUAUACAUAAAGAGAGAUUAUAAAACGCGCACACAACCACAGCAAUAACAAUGAAGACAAUCAAUCAUCGGUAUAUUCGUAAUAAUUAUCAGUAUAGCCUUAACAGACUGUAGGGGCAAGUAAUGUUAGCGAGCACGUAUGAAAGCCAAUAUGGUACAUGAGGGGGUGGUGUGGCUUGCACCACGCUCGGACGCCUUCGUCUCCCCAGUGGUGAUGCCAGAUGCUCAUGUUAGGCUGAAUCGACUUAGGGGAGGCCCAGGACCGUUUCAGAUUUUCAUCGCUGAUUGUUGGCCGUGAUCGAACUCGGGAUGUAAGGGCAGUGCGCUCAUCACACCCCCCACCCCCUACUACACCGGCUUUGUCUAUUGUGGUGUAUUCACCCACAGAGACAAGACAAUGGGCAACACUGCAAACAACAACCAGCGCGGUGGGCUAAUUGCUCCCGUCACGUGAGGCGAGGCGAGGCGCUCCAACGGUGCGUUGGAGGGGCGAGGGUAGCGGGGCCCAGAGCUCGCUCAGAGCGCGGGGCUCCUGUGCCCGGGGAGGGGGCUUCUCCGCCGCGUCCUCCCCUCCCGCCUCUUGGACUCGACUCCGAGCCGCGCUCCCUCUCGCACUCGGGUUCAGCGAAGCCUCCGAUGAACACCGUGCCAGAAACUCGCUGCGAACGUCGCGUUUUCUUUUGCAUCUCACGAUAGCAACAGUUGCGGGGAUUUUGUGGGAGGGGUUUUUUUCCAUCCCUCCUCGAGUCGAUUUGUUGCGCUAAUAGUAGUAUUAUUUUAUAUGUAUACUGUAAACGUAUAUGUUUAUUGUGUAGUUUUGAGUUUGACGACGAAGAUGCCGGUUAUGAAAGGGUUGCUGGCUCCCCAGAACACUUUCCUGGACACCAUCGCGACGCGCUUCGAUGGCACUCACAGCAACUUCGUGCUGGGCAACGCGCAGGUGUCCAACGGCUACCCCAUCGUCUACUGCUCGGAUGGCUUCUGCGAACUGACGGGCUACUCGCGCGGCGAGGUCAUGCAGAAGAACUGCGCCUGUCGCUUCCUGCACGGCGACGAGACGGGCGAGAUCGCCACGCUGCGCGUGUGGGAGGCCCUGGAGGAGAAGCGGGAGUUCAAGACCGAGGUGAAGCUCUACAAGAAGGACGGAACCCCGUUCAUGUGCCUUGUGGAUAUUGUCCCAAUAAAAAAUGAGAAGGGGCAGGUGGUCCUCUUCUUAGCCUCCUAUAAAGAAAUCUCAGAUAAGAAGGUCAAGUUUGCUGUGGACAGCGAUGGUGACAGUGAUGAGGAUGGCCAGCCCGUGGCGCACAGGAGGAGGGACGGUGGGGCCCUCGGGGCGAAUUUCAACCCGAAUCGCCGUCGCAGCCGAGCAGUGCUCUACCACCUCUCUGGACACCUGCAGAAGCAGGACAAAAACAAGCUGAAGAUCAAUAAUAACGUUUUCGGCGAAAAGCCUUCACUGCCCGAGUACAAGGUAGCGGCCAUCCAGAAGUCUCGCUUCAUCCUGUUGCACUACGGCACGUUCAAAGCAGGCUGGGACCUGCUUAUCCUUCUCGCCACAUUCUACGUGGCUGUGACCGUGCCCUACAACGUCUGCUUCUCCGAAACCGUCGAGAACAUAUCGGACCCACGCAGCACGGCCGUCGUUGAUAUCUCCGUGGAGAUUCUCUUCAUUAUUGACAUUUUGCUCAACUUUCGCACAACAUAUGUGAGCAAGUCGGGGCAAGUAGUUUACGAUGGGCGCUCCAUCUGCGUGCACUACGUAACCACCUGGUUCUUCAUCGACCUCAUUGCUGCUCUGCCCUUUGACCUCCUCUAUGCAUUUAAUGUCUCUGUGACAACGUUGGUGCACCUGCUGAAGACGGUGCGGCUGCUUAGGCUGCUGCGACUGCUGCAGAACCUCGACCGCUACUCGCAGUACAGCACCGUGGUGCUCACCCUGCUCAUGUUCAUGUUCGGUCUGCUCGCUCACUGGAUGGCGUGCAUCUGGUACAAGAUCGGCAGAGCGGAGAUCGAAAUCAAUGACCGUCACAGCUGGGACAUCGGCUGGCUGCACGAACUGGGCAAGAAGCUGGAGACACCGUUCCACACCAACAACACGGGCGGGGGUCCGUCCACACGCAGCGCCUACAUCGCCUCGCUCUACUUCGCUCUCAGCAGCCUCACCAGCGUGGGCUUUGGCAACGUGUCGGCCAACACCGACGCCGAGAAGAUAUUCUCCGUUUGCGCUAUGCUCAUCGGAGCGCUGAUGCACGCGGUGGUGUUCGGGAACGUGACGGCGAUCAUCCAGCGCAUGUACUCGCGCCGCUCGCAGUACCACACCCGCACCAAGGACCUCAAGGACUUCAUCCGCGUGCACCGCCUGCCCAAGCAGCUCAAGCAGCGCAUGCUCGAGUACUUCCAGACCACCUGGUCCGUCAACAACGGCAUCGACACGCACGAGCUGCUCAAGGACUUCCCAGACGAGCUGCGUGCAGACAUCGCCAUGCACAUGAACAAGGAGAUAUUGCAGCUUGCCAUCUUCGAGUCGGCAAGCCGCGGCUGCCUGCGCUCCCUCUCGCUCAGCAUUAAACCCUCGUUCUGUGCACCGGGGGAGUUCCUCAUUCGCCAGGGGGAUGCACUCCAAGCUUUCUACUUUGUCUGCUCCGGCUCCAUGGAGGUGCUCAAGGAUGACAUGGUGCUUGCCAUUCUGGGCAAGGGAGACCUGAUUGGCUCAGACCUGAGCAGCAAGGACCAGGUGCUGAAAACCAAUGCAGAUGUGAAGGCCCUCACCUACUGUGACCUGCAGUGCAUCCACCUGCGGGGCCUCUACGACGUCCUUGACCUCUACCCCGAGUACUCGCACCAGUUCCACGAGGACAUCCAGGGCGAGCUCACCUACAACUUGCGUGAGGGCCGAGAGGCACAGGCGGAGGUCCAGGGGGGCGUGUUCCAGAACCUUCCGUCAAUUUUGGAGGACGAGGAAGAUGCCGAAGGGGGCGACGAAGACGAGUUGACGCCGCUGACUGUGCGCCGCCUCACGUUAAGGCACAGAUCGGCGAGUGCGAGUCACAAAGCUAAUCCGUUGGCAGUAGGAACAAGACCCCAGGUUGCGGAAAAUGGAGCCUUAUCCGCCGCUACAGCAAUUCCCGGAAGAUUAGCGAUGUUAGACGGAAUCCGGAGUGGCCUGAAGCCAGAUAAUCUGAGGCUCCCUGGGACUGUGCCGUGCUGCGGUGUACCAGAGCUCAGCCCAAGAUUUGUUGAUGGGAUUGAAGAUAAUGGCAACACACCAGUGAAGCAAAGAUUUGAGUUCCUGUACAAGGACCAAAGGCAAGAUGCUGGCAGUACCACCUCUACCAUAGGAGCAGACACGACGCAGAUGAGUCCUGGGGCGUUAUCGCUGCCACCAGAAGAGCCCAACAAGAGCAUAGUCCGGCUCAACCAGGAGAUGUCAAGCUUGACCAAGGAGGUCACACAGCUAAGCAGAGACCUCAGGAACAUCAUGGAGCUCCUCAAGGGGCUGAUGCAGGUCCACCACAACCCGGCCCAACAGUCGCAGCACACCUCCAGUGUCACGCCCUCCACGGACAGACCACCGUCCUGGCCCAACUCCACCCCGGCGGGCAGCAGCAGCUUUGACAGCGUGCUCGCUCACGGCUCCGUUAGCUCCCAGCCCAUUCCGCAAACACCGCCAUUCUCUGAGCAGCAGCAGCAGCAGCAACGGAAAUCCCGCGAAACCUCACCGUUUGAUCGCGACGCUCAGACCCCAACAAAGGAGCAGGAGCUGCUUCUCCAUCAGCCGCAGGAGCGAAACUAUUCCGUACCACUGAAUAAGUCCGAGGUCGGUUGUGCGGUUGGACAGAUGUUGAGUGACGAAAACGAGCUGAAACACAGUGCGCGUCAGGGAAACCUCUCGGUCUCUGUGCACUCUCUCACUUCCAAUGCUUCUAAGGGACCCACACGUCGGCCUUCACUUAGCGAAUCCAUAACCGGUUUAACUUUUCAGGGAAGUGAACCUCAGGUUGUGAAUGCCGGCAAGGAGUCAUACGGUAGCAGUGGUGGCCUGGGAAACAUGGCCAUGAUUCAUAAUCUUGAAGACGCCUCGGAGGAGCUUCUGGUAUAUUCUACAGAAAUGGCAGCAAUGGGCAACUCUAAGACUACGACUGUCGUGAACAUGAUCGAUGCCAUAGAUUUCAUUGACGACGAAGGGACAAGUGUGUGAACGGAUUGUGAGCGGGUUUUUUUUAAAAAACUGUAGUGUUGGGAAUUUAUUUUGCUUGUUUUUAACGUGUUUUUUUUUUGUUGCAACUAAGACGUCACAUUCUCACGACGAUGUACAUGGUACCUGUUUGGUCAGGUGUAAAGUGCAUUUGAGGCAAAUAAAUGUACUUUAGAAACUACUGGAACUUACAUGUAUGUUACUGUUGGAGAAUUUGAUAUGUAGAUACUUUAAGAGCAUUAAAUAAUUUAAACAUAUGUAAAAGUUUUUUUUUCCACAGAUCAUGCUUUUGUACUAAGCAUUGAUUUAAAGUGAAUUGCAUGUGUCCCGUAAAACUACCUUAAUGUAUCGAUCAAAGACAACGAUAUUGAUAGGAAUUGUAUAACUUCCAAAGGCUAUUUUUAUAUCAUUGUCAUGAUCCUUUACACUAAGAUAAGAAGAAUAUCGUGUCUUGCCUUCAGAAUGAACGAUAUUUCAAAGCAGACUGGUUUAUAUUAAAAUGCAAUGAUUGAAAACUAAAAGUUUAAUUUUUUCAUACAUACUCUUUGGUUCUUUUCAUGCAUAUUUUGGGAAACUGCAAAUGCCUGAUUCGGGAUAAAAAAAAAACAAUUACUUUUUGCAAUCCCUGCUGGAGUAUGAGCUGAAUGAAUAUUCUCUCAAUGCCAAAACAUAUACAUGUAAAUACUCAGGUGAGGUAUAAAUAUUCCACUGAUUACAAUAUCAUUGUCCCGGUAAUGUGGGGUAUUGUUUUUUAUCCUAAAUUAUAAAGUCAGUAAUGAAAGCUUUACAUAAAACACCCAUUAAUGUUCGUCCUCUUUAAAAUUAUUUGGACGUUUCGCUGAGCGUACCUUCUUCAGGCACUGAACCGGGAACGUUCCCAGAACAGAGCAAAGCAUUGGGUACCACGCCAAGUGAUGCGGCAAGGCCGAGAAAAGCCUACCACGCAAGCAGUAUUUUUUUGGCAUGUGGUUCAUUUUUUUUUUAAUAUUCCCAGUGUUCGUGCGUUCCAGCUCCCUGGCUUGAAGAGCAGUGAGGCACAGUGGUGCACAGCAUGUACAGCUGUGCACCAGUGACAUGCGAGGUGGGGAAUCUCAGGAAUACUGAUCACUUCCCCACCAACUCGGCUGCUGAAAUUCAAACGAUCACGAGUUGAAGCGAUCCCAAAAUUGAUGGAUGAAAAUGUGUGGGGCAUUUUUUUGUGUGCAAAACAAUUAUUUUAUAUACAACUGCCCAGGUGUAGCAUUCUGAAUGGGCAAACUACUUAGAAGGCACAUAUUAUUCCUCACUUGUUGAAAUAUACAUGUACACAUAGAUACAGUAUGCAAAUACUGUAUCAGUGUAUGUAUACAUUUACAUGCAUAUACUGUAUAUUUAAACUGCCACUUAAGUGCCUUCAAUGUUAGGAAUUUGUAAGUUAACUCACCAUAGUCGUCCUACUUGUAGUUUAAAGUGGUAUAUUUUAAUGUAAUAUGAUUCUUAUGUUCCUAAAAUAUGUUCUACACACUUUGUGGACAAUUUUCUGUGGUGCCUGCAGUGUUUAAGCAUGGCAUGUAUGUGGGUGUGUGUCAUUUAUUAGGUACGAGUGCAUCAGUGAUUUACCUGUCCUAGUUAUCAAUAUAUUGUUUUAAUGUUGUUUAUAAUGUUGUUGACGUAGUCUUACUGUGUAGACAAAAUCUAACAAAUGGUAAUUAUUCAAUCAUUUCCAAUGUUUGUAACAUUUCUUUGACAGCAGCGUCAAUGCAUUGAGUACACUGCAUGUAACGCGAUAAAUGUAUUGUUUAGUGUCCGUUUUCUUUGCAUGUACAUCUGUGCCUUUAAUAUUACCUACCCAUAAAGCUGAAUAUCUAAGAGCCCUCCUGUUCACCACAAGUAUGAAUUAUGUGCUGAUAGUUGCUAACUCUGCCUCAUGUCCAACGAGUUAGACACGGAGAGGGCUUGUGUAUGGCCUAAAGAUGUUUCACUCUUCCUCAUUCCAUAUUACAGUAUAAUGUAGGGUUGGAAAAAAACAGUAAUAUGAAUUCUGCUGACAAAAAUAUUACAAUGCGAAGAAACGAUAUAUAUUGUAAAGCUUAAGUCUAAAUUAAAAAAAAAUAUCAUUGCUGGUUUAAACACAUACCAAUCUCAGGCAUAUUGUCACAGGCAGAUUUGAAAACCUUGCAUUUAAAAUACAUUGCUCUCAAAAUGCAGCUCUUUGGUUACCACAACUGUUCUCUGAAAGAGGAAACCUUUUUGCACAUUACAUUUAUUUUACCAGUGUUAGACAAGAAUAUACCAAAGUAUUUUAAUAUAGAUAUUAAUGUUAUAAUUACACAAUUUUACUGUGACUCCAUAUUUGGGUCAAAUAUUGAUGUAUGGGCAUUUCAAUAUGUUUAACGUAUCACGUAAAAAAUGUUUACCUAUGGAUUUCACCAGAAUUAUAGUUAAGUUAUUUAAUUAGAUGCCGCUUGACUGGAAUAACGGUUAACUUGCAUUCCUCGUGAACACAAUCGGGAGUAACAACAUACAGUUCGUAAAAUCCUCUACAAAUCUAUAAAUUCCUGAAGUCAGUUUUCCAUAAAGUGAGAUUGUUGAUGGAUCGGUUAUAUCUGAACCUAUUUAUGUUGUCAUGGUCCACUCUCUACGUAGCUUUUCGGUGGCUGGACACCCUUGGCAGUGAGCAUGCUCGCUACUGGGGAAGUUUGACAAGAAUGGCUGCAUGACACUGACACACUGCGAUUUCCCGCUGACAAUCACCAAAGCACACUGACGACUGUUAAGUGGAAAUUUGUCACAAGGGUGGGACAUUCAGUGUCAGUUUCACAGUCCAAAAUGCCUUUAACAACAACAAUGACACGUGAUUUUUUUUCCACGUGUUUUUUGGUUUCUAUGGUUGGUAAAAAGAAACGGAGAUUCUUGGCUCUGGACUCAUUGAAGGUAGAAACUUAGUGAUGUGUUCAUUUUGAAUGUGUUUCCAUAAAUUUGGGGUGUGGGAAGGUGCAUGAUGAAUAAUUUAUGCUGGUCAGAUUUUCCCACAUUCGCAUGGAUCAGAGGGACAAAAGAUUCACCAAGAAGUGGAUGCAUUGCAAGUGUGGCAUGAUGUGCACCCAUAUCACUCUUAGGCGAAAGUGUGGGAGGUAAUCUUACAGUUUUGCUGUUUUUAUGAUAUAGCUGAUAUAUACAACGUAAUGUUAUAUCAUGUUUAAUAAUGUAAGUUCCACAUCUCUCUUGUACGUUUGAACAUUGGGGUUAUUGUACAGCAUUUCAAGCCUUGGCAGACUCCAUGAAACAAUGUCCACAACAAUGCGGAAACGUUAAUUGCGUCUCUAUAAAACGAUAAUGAUGUCGUACAGCCUUGCGACGCCAGACGCAUUCUCGCCAUGAUUUUCGUGACAUUUUUCCAUCGCAGAAGUGUCCAUCGUCUCAUCUCUCCCAGUGCCCUCACGCCACCCUUCCACGCGCCAAAGCCAGGUCUCUCCCUCCGCCCCCUACCUCAACACUCAAAGCAUAUCCUGUUUAUUCAUAAACAUUCGUCACUCAACCCUCAGGUUGCAUCCUUCAUGUGCGUUGUCAUUAAUCAUUCCAUGCAUUACCACCCCUCCUCCAUGCCCUCCACUGCAAUCUGAGCACAAAAGCUGCUCGCUAUAGAACGUCCAACAGUUUGGCCAUCUUUACAAAAUCCACAUGCCACACAUUCCUCCUUGCAUCCUUCAUUCUUUAACAUGUCAUCUCACUGGCAGCUUUAUUGUUCUCCUAGAUACGGUAGAUACCAAUUAUUUGCAUUCCCCUAACCCGAUAUGUAUGUACUGUAUAUUGAACUUCUUUCGCACCGUACGUAGCCAACCGUGCUUAUCGGAGGUGUAUAAAUGUUGUCUUUUCGAAUUAGCUCUCUACCCAUUAAGUCUGUCCUAUCCUCUGACCUAUCUACUGUAUACACACCGUUGUUCAAUUCCUAAGGAGAAGCGCCCGUAAUAUCCCUGUAGUAUAUCGGCGUCAAAUGUCUCAUCUCGUCCACGGUUUGCGAACACUUAUUUAUCCGCAGUAUAAUUGACAAUAACCUCGCCUCUUUCUUUAUUUUCAUCUUACAGAUUACCUCCUUCAACCCAUCGCUGAUGCCGCACACACACACACACCACAUCGCUCGCCGCCCCCUCUUCUGUUGUCCAUCCCAGGUCCUCGCCGCUCCCCGUCAACAGCGAUCAUCACGCGUGACCAACGCAAUCACGCGCGUCUCACCCUGUAAACACGCGGGUAUUGUCCACGGAGAUAAUCGCAUCCACCCCUCCCACCCACCCAUUUCUUCUCACAUAGCUGCUCAGCAGCAAGGGCUUAAUGCAGUUACAGCCCCACAACGUAACGCCUCGUCCCUUAUUUACCUUUUUUACCUUUUGUGACCCUGUAAACACGGGCAAUUUCCUCCUGCGCAACCCCCCACGGCUCGUACAAUUUCCGUUAACUACUGCACCCCACCAGAUUACCAACGUCAUCAUCAGCCGUGAUCAAUCCAAAGCCAUUGAGGGUCUAAACAUCUCGCCUGGUGUACCGGAGGUUGUGGGUUCGAUCCUGACGCCUCUAUAUUUGGAGUUUGUACGCUCUCCCUGUGGUCAUGUGGAUUUUUAUCCGGGUCCUGCAGCGUUUCCCUCCGCAUUUAGAAACGUGCGUUUAAAGUAUUCGCCUGCUAUAAACAUUUCCACACGAUACGCCACCUGGUUGAGCUGUCAUUAUGUGGCCAGGUCACUUCUGAAAAGGAGCUAUAUAGCUCAGCGGGCCUUACCUCGUAAAAAAAAUAAAGUUUAGUUUCUAGUUCAUUACCACAUCUCACGAUCCUGCAAUGCAACGAUCCAUCUUAGCAGCUGGCACACGAGUUGAGUUCAUCCAUACGUCUCCUCAGUGGACGUGCGGUCACUCCAUAAUUUCUCUCGAUGGUCACAGUCAUCAUCCCUUCCAGCAUCAUGCCCUCCCCAACUUUGCUUUCGAGUUAAAAUGAUGUCUGCCUUGCCAUGAGGUCGUACUUGACCUCCCGUUUUCACCCUCGACGGUGAAUCCGAGUCUGCCAGCCCAUUCCUCUGCUGUCCACAGCUGUUCUCUGCACCACUUCUCACCGUACGCAAUGCUGAUUUGGGCCGGGGAUCGCGCACACCACUGACUCGCGGUGUUUCGCACCUCUGAUUAGCACGGUUGGCUACGUACGGUGCGAAAGAAGAAGUUCAACGUGCAUACACACAGCGCGAAAUAUAUCCCUUCAUCAUUACCGGAAUUGUGCCCGCCCACAUCCCAACACAACAAUCUUGUUUAUUUGGCUCACGUUUAUGGAAGACUCGUUCCUUCCUGUUCCGCUCAAGACUCACAACCGCUGACUCACCGUCUGGCUCUCUAUCAUCCUCCUCCUCUGUCUCUCGCUCUCUCCAUGGUUUAUCCUCACCUGUUAUUCAUCAGGAAGGUCCUUCACCUCUAGUGCACUCGAAACAGCACGGAAAAUUGCAUCAUCGACUCUUGCUUCCUGAAGCCCACCUGCCUCGCCUUUCACACAUACUCCACGCCUCUCAUUUCCCGAGGCCGCAUUAACCCAUGGCUUUGGAUUCCGGAACAAAGUCACAGCUGAGACUCCCCCCCCUCUUGAGUGGUCAUCACUGCCAGCUCUGUUUCCUGUUCCAGCAGCUCAACAAUAACAUCACCGUGCAGAUGACUGACGCACGUCAUGACGAACGUUCGUACACCUGCAUGGUCCGGCAGAAAUGCGCGGCGCACAAUGUCCACCACGUGGGUUGCCGGCAGCAUCAUUGCCCACAGCCAUCGGCAGCAUUCUCAGAAUUAAAAAAAAAGCUCGGAGAUAAUCUGACCAUUUUUGCUGCUACCUUUUCGAGUACAACUGGAUAAGCUGAUUGUGUUUCGUCUUCUUAUUUAACAGUGCAUGUCCACUGCUGUCUCGUCUUUUGAACGUUAUGUGAUUGUGCAGUAUUUCAAGCCUCAGCAAGUCCCCACAAUGCAAUGUCCACAGUAUCGGGAGACAACUUCAUCCAUAGUUUAUUAGCCAUCACAAAUGUUGUGCAACUUUGGAAUGUUCCCAAACCCUUGCCACGACUCCCACCAGCCUCGAAGGAUGUAUCCAACCCCACUUUGUCAGUGUUCUGUAUUAUGUUGAACUUCUUUCGCACCAUAACUAGCCACACGUGCUAACCGAAGGUGCAGGGGAAGGACAACAAACUAAACACGAAAAGAAGUUCUAAAGAAACGAGUUUUCAAUCUAGAUUUGAAAGUGCAAAGCUCCAGUGGAUUCCUAAUCGCUCCAGUGGUUCUCGCACCACCCGACCGCAUGUCUUCACCACCCACGUCUCCACAUGCUCACACUGAAUCUCUGUCUCCCUCUCACCAAGCUCACCGACUCUUUUAGGUCUCUACGCCAAGCUGCAUCAACACUCACUCUUAUCCUUAUUAAACACAAUACAGAAUAAUGCAUCGAAUUGAGACCCAUGUCUAAUAUAGGGGCUCACUACCUAUAAAUAUCUGCCAGUUCACCAGAAUUGGUUGAAGCGAGCCUGGCUGCUGACGAAACCACUAAUAAUCGAAAUUGGUCCAAUGCUGCUGAAAAAAAAAAUCAUUGCCAGAAGGUUUAGUGGCUGAUGGGAUGCGUAUUUUAUUUAUGCACUGUGUGAAAGGACAUACAUGGGAAGGAGGCACGAUGUCUGUUCAUUUAUUGCGUUAUCUUUUAUUCCAUAACCGAUUAAGUUCCCAUUCUGCCCUCAUUCACAUUACCCACCAGAUGCCACUUACAUUUCGCGUGGUUAGAAAUGAUUUAUCAUGGUUCCAUAACAGGUUUCAUACCAAAAAAUGCAAACUCCCGCGAUGAUCAAACUCUCUCCUUUCUCAGCCCGCUUGUCCAGGUGAGGGUUGCGGCGGUAACGUGUUGAGUAGUGGCGGUCCAGACCUCCCUUUCGCCUGGCGAAAGACUCCUAGCUCUUCCUGGGGAAUUCCCAGGCGUUGUUCCCAGGCCGGCCGAGCGACACCGUCCCGCCAGCGUAUCCUGGGCUGGCCCCGGGAUCUUUGCCCAGUGGGACGUGCUGCCCGGUAGAGUUCCAGGGGGAGUCUGGGAUCGUUUCAGCAAAACGUUCAACUGAAGCAGUAGCUACCGACUUAUUGCAAUUUCUCCCAUGAUUAUCAAAAUGACAAUUUAAGAAAAAAAAUAUGCAUCGUUUCGGCAAAGCACUCACCGGAAGCAGUAACUACUGACUUAUUGAUGGGAAAGUAAAAUACAUUAGACCAAACUUCACUCUGCUGUCACGAAAAUGGUCAUUAUAUGUAAAUCUCUCAAUGUUUGAAUCAAAGGUCUCUUAAGUAUUUACUCAUGUAUAUGUGUAUGUUAUCUUUAAUGCUGGAUGAUAACACAUGGCUAACAACUGUAUGUGUAAAUACCAGUAAUGCUAUACGCUUCAUUGGAAAACUUGUUUAUUUGGAUGGAAUGAGUAUUUCGGACGUUUCAAAAAAGUUAAAUAAACUACAAUAUAUACACAUUAGUAAAUGUGGCCUAAAAUCAUUAACAUGGAACUAUUUUCUCGGGUCACCGUUCUCAACGAUAGGCAGCUGUCUGAAACGUCAAACCGUUCUUUGCAUUUCUAAGAACAAAAAGUAAUGUCUCGUUUCUCUCUUUUAUUUAAUCAACCCCAUUGUGACGACACACCAAGAAGCAUUUAACAACUGCUGCAUCCUGACGUCUUCAUGUGCUUUACAAGCAUAUUAUUCUUAAACAUUUUUGAAAAUAAAUUACACACAAAAAUA